CUCGACUUCCUCCGUCUCCGUACCCACGUGCCCUCUGCCUCCUUUUCCUCACGUAUUUACGUCUGUCUAACAUACCCGUUCGCCCGUAUCAGCAUGUCCGACAAGCCAAGUGUUAUAAUUUUCGGCGGCGUCAAGACGUGCGCUCGAGCCCUUGCCGCUUACCUGGUCCCUCUGGAUGGAGAGCGCCUUGUAUCUAGUUUGCGCAUAAUUGAUAAGUACUCUGUAUCCCCGCCCACGACCUAUAUUGGUUCCGAGUUUCCAAAGGUCCUCGCCAUGCCGAAUGUAGAAUAUAAGCAGGCAAACCUCACCGUUCCGGCUAUCGUUUCCAGUGUUUUUGACCCCCCAGAAGGCCAACCGCCCUACUCUGUUGUAUUUGAUCUGACCGGCGAUGUAGCGCACGACCGUCCUGAGCAGCUCCAGAUUGGCUAUACGUGUAACGUAGCGCGGCUGGUGGGCCUCGAGUCCGCCAGGCGCAAGGUCAAGUCGUACGUGCGUCUGCAGAUGCCGUGGUACGAGUGCUCGGAAAAGGGCACGCACGACGAGAAGGAGGACCCGAAGCCGCUCGGGGUGUUAGGCACCUGGUGGCACGAGACGUUGCGGAUCCUGGGCGCGAUCGAAGGCCUGAACCUCGUCAUCCUGAGGAUCGGUCUCGUCUACGGGCCUUACGUCGACUUUGGCCUGAUGACCAACGUCCUCACCGUCGCCUCCGUUUACGGCUUUAUGAAGAAGCCGAUGAAGUCACUCUGGAGCCCCGGAAAUAACUCCAUGAACACCGUUCACGUGGAUGACGUCUCGGUCGCGCUCUGGACAUGCGCGCAAUGGAUAGGAAAGCUCGGUCGCGCCGAGGCAGACAAGGUCGCCGGCGAGGAAAUCUACUUUCACAACGAGAAGAGCAAGGUGGCCGAGGUUCAGGGCAUGCCGCCCGCAGACGUCAAGGUCGUCGCUCCCCUGUUCAACCUCGUCGACGACAACGAGACGACGCUGCACAAGGCGGGCCAGACAAUGACGAGCUUGUUCGGGACGACGUUUGAAUAUUACAACUUUGUCACGAACACCGUUGCCAGGUUCCGUCUCGAGGAAGUCGUGGAAGAGAUCAACGACACCCACGUCAGCGCGUGGGCGACGAUGUUGACCACUUCGAACCCACCGGUGCCCAACACGCACCUGAGCGCGUACAUGGACACCUUCUCCUUGUCCAAGCACUGCAUGGCCUUCUCCAACACGAAGAUCAAGAAGGUCCUCGGCAUCAAGCUGAAGAGGCCGUACAUGACGCAAGACGUCGGGCGCGAGAUCGUGAACAAGUGGAUAGAUGAGGGAAGCUGGCCCAGGCUCGAUGGCUAAGGAACCUCUAGCGGCGUACGUCCCGCUCCCAAAUGCCGGCAUCGUCGUUGUUCUUGUCUGGUGCAAGCAAGUACGGACGGCACGCGUCUGGUUUCAUUUUUAAUCCCCGCUUCUUUAUCCUUUAAUUCUGUCGUCUGGCUUUCGUGAUCUCUCUUGAACCUUCGUCUCAUCUGACAAGCAACACGUCGAGUCCGCCUCCUCCCCAAUCCCAUUAUGAGUCCAUUACCUCGGAAGAUUCCCUCAUACACAUCACCAUCCGCCUGCCUAUCUCGUUGAGUGCCUUCCAGCCACAACAGCACAACCUCCGCUUCUCCUCUUUUUAUUCUCAGUCGCUUUCGGAGUAUCCUUCACGCCAGGCACGCCUUUCUUUUUUUUUUCAUUCUCGUUCUCGUUCUCCACUAGUAGCACUGCCGUUUCUGCGACGUUUCGUCACCUUACCUACCUUCUUUUUCGGAUACUAUAUGCUGCUCAUUUAAUCCCCCAAUUUACGUACUUAGUCCGCCCACCUCCAUCCGAACGUUUGCGUCUCAAUGUCAUGCCUAUCUGCGAGCCGG
Molecule: messenger RNA, 1895 nt
Organism: Heterobasidion irregulare TC 32-1
Lineage: Eukaryota; Fungi; Basidiomycota; Agaricomycetes; Russulales; Bondarzewiaceae
Exons: 11
Coding region: 94-1341 (415 amino acids)
Source: RefSeq, a predicted model, not a curated record